This is a messenger RNA of Polychytrium aggregatum, 1131 nucleotides long. RefSeq names its product ubiquitin-conjugating enzyme/RWD-like protein. NCBI's taxonomy places the organism in Eukaryota, Fungi, Chytridiomycota, Chytridiomycetes, Polychytriales. Gene Ontology annotation, molecular function: ubiquitin conjugating enzyme activity. The record is from RefSeq and is a predicted model, not a curated record. Bases 181 to 897 code for a protein of 238 amino acids. Gene Ontology annotation, biological process: protein polyubiquitination; proteasome-mediated ubiquitin-dependent protein catabolic process. The transcript is spliced from 9 exons.
UGAAAAAGCGUCCCAGCAUUAUUCGCACGCUUGGGCGGAUGUCGCUGUCUGGCCAAGGAGACCGCUCCAGCUCGCCUCUGCGAGAGCAACAGCACUCACAUACGCUCCUCCCGCAAAGACAUUCGGCUUCGACGCCACAACGAAAUAAGCGAGCUCGUUUCCCUCUCCCUGGAUUCAAACAUGUCCGCGCACGCCCUGCGAAAGCAAUAUCGAGAGCUGGUGAACAACCCCGUUGCCGGGUUUACGGUCUCGCUGCAAGAUGAUAGCAUCUACAAAUGGAAAGUCGGAAUGGUCGGACCCCCGGAUACACCAUAUUCAGGCGGAUUCUUCUGGGCCACGAUGAAGUUCCCCGAGGAUUUUCCCUUCAAGCCUCCGACGUUCUCCUUUGACAAGCCGCUCUACCACCCGAACAUAUAUGGCGAUGGCCGGCUAUGCAUCUCGAUUCUCCACCCGCCUGGGGAUGAUCCGAUGAGCGGCGAGUUGGCCGCCGAGCGAUGGAAUCCCACGCAGACCGUCGAAUCCAUUCUCCUGUCGGUCAUUUCGCUGCUGGGCGACCCGAAUUGCUCGUCGCCGGCGAACGUUGAUGCAGCGGUAAUGUUCCGCGAACGACCAGAGGAAUACAAGAAAAUGGUGCUCAGCCAGGUGCAGGCAUCCCGAGCAGAUAUCCCGGAAGACCUGUAUAUUCCCGGCUGGGACGAGAGCCAUUCGCAUACACGGGGUGCGUCGGGCGCUUCGGAGGACGACGCCGAGUCCGAAGACUUUUGGUACGACGACAACGAAGACGAAGCCGACGAGGACGAGGACGAGGGCGACGACGACGACCAGAACAACGAGUGGGAGGAGCAAGCGGACGACGACGAUGAUGCGCAGGGUACAUGUGAAGAGGACGACAACUGAUGUGUGUUGAUAUCGACGAAUACAGAAGGUUUCGCAGCGACAGGAGACCGGGGCAAUCGGCUCGUCCCGCGGGUGGGGGCGGAUGCAUCCCUUGUCGGGCAGGCUCGGCUCCCAGGGAGUGCGGCCUGAGGCCAAGUGGAGCGAGUGGGGUAUUGGCUGUGGCAGUCGACAUUGGCUGUUACAUGAGUUGUUACAUCAGUUGUUACAUGAGUUGUUACAUUAGUUGGUAUAUGA